Messenger RNA from Amphiprion ocellaris (clown anemonefish), 1400 nucleotides. Its product is annotated as kallikrein-14-like. The transcript has 5 exons. Gene Ontology annotation, biological process: proteolysis. The record is from RefSeq and is a predicted model, not a curated record. The coding region runs from base 336 to 1115 and encodes 259 amino acids. Gene Ontology annotation, molecular function: serine-type endopeptidase activity. Lineage: Eukaryota; Metazoa; Chordata; Actinopteri; Pomacentridae.
CACUAGCAUGCAUGAUCUGAAAAAAAAUUGUACAAAAUGUGAGAGAAAAGCUUCCACUGACCUUUAAGAGAAGAUACUUUACAUGUCUGGACAAUUCUGAGUUACAGCAUCUUUCAACAGGAAUACAAAUAAGAAGCAAAGCAGUCAAAGGAUAAUUUCACUCGCGCGUGAUCGUAUGAUAGAUGUAUGAAACGACGUGAUGAUAAAAGAUCAGGGGAGUGUGCUGACGGUCACCUGUAGCCAAUGAAAAACCUUCCAGAAUCCGAUGCGCCAAUAAAAGGAUGAAGCAUCUGAGAGUGAACUACCUGAGGUGAUCCAGAUCCAGAAGGACCAUCAUGAAGCUUUGCUUUCUCCUCAUUGUGAUGCUUGCAUCUGCUGCAUCAGGGGCCAUCGAGAAGAGGAUUGUUGGGGGUGUGUCCUGUAAGAAGGACCGACAGUACCAUGUCCAGAUAGAGUCUCUUCAGAAGGGGAAGUCCUGUGGAGGCUCUUUGAUUAACACCCGCUGGGUCAUUACUGCUUCUCACUGUGCACAACAGCUUGUCAAAGUGACACUUGGCUUGAACAACGAUGUGUCAUUUUUUACGAAGGCGUGGUCUUUCUUGAAAGGAUCGUCCAAAAAAUUAGAGCAAAACAUUCAAAUUAACCAGCAGUUUACCUACAAAGAUGAGGAGGGGCGUGACCACGACAUUAUGCUCAUAAAGCUGAACGAGGACAUGUCCGCUAAACUCCCCACCAUCAAGCUCCCACCUGUUGAGUGUCAAAGACCAGAGCCGAGUCAGCAGGUUGAAGUUGGAGGCUGGGGAGCCAAGACGGCUGAUGUGACAAAGGCCAAAAAGCCCAGCAGUUUGAAGUGUGCCAGCACAGACAUCACUGCGUGUGGUGAGAAUGAUAAACCUGAUGAUAAAUACCACAGCGAUGAAUCCACCACCAUGUGUGCCCAUAAACCUGGUGUGGAGGCCUGCCAUGGUGAUGCAGGUUCAGCUGUGGAGUACAACAAUGUCUUACAUGGAAUUAUUGUAAGUGAGCCUGUUGAUAAGUGUGCAAACCCCAUUGUAAUGCUGGAUAUCUGUUACUACAGGAAGUGGAUCGAUGAAACCAUGCUCAAAAAUCCAUAAGAAAACCACAAAAGUCAUGAAUAAAGUUGAUCAAUCAUAAUAAUCACUUCAGCUUUAUGUAAUUGAGUCGAAUAUAACACUAACAAGAUAAGGGAGAAAGUGUGGUUAGACUGCAGAUUGCUUGUUACUGGAAAACACAACUUAAGUGUCCAUUUAGGACCAUCCAAAUCAUUUCAAACAUAUGAUUGUAAACUAAGAAUUAUAUUUAAAUACAUAUUUUCUGUUUGAGAUUCUUCUGUAAAACAAUUUUUCCCCCUAUGAAUAAAGAGAUAUAAUUGACCAGAA